AUGGAGGCGCCCGCCAGCGCGCAGACCCCGCAUCCUCACGAGCCCAUCAGCUUCGGCAUCGACCAAAUCCUCAACAGCCCCGAUCAGGACAGCGCACCGGCCCCGCGGGGCCCCGACGGCGCCAGCUACCUAGGAGGACCCCCCGGGGGCCGUCCGGGCGCCGCUUACCCAUCCCUGCCCGCCUCCUUCGCCAGCCUCGGCGCGCCCUUCGAGGACGCGGGAUCUUACAGUGUCAACCUGAGCCUGGCGCCCGCCGGUGUGAUACGGGUGCCGGCGCACAGGCCGCUACCCGGGGCCGUACCGCCGCCUCUGCCCAGCGCGCUGCCCGCCAUGCCCUCCGUGCCCACGGUCUCCAGCCUGGGAGGCCUCAAUUUCCCCUGGAUGGAGAGCAGCCGCCGCUUUGUGAAAGACCGUUUCACAGCGGCGGCCGCGCUCACGCCCUUCACCGUGACCCGGCGCAUCGGCCACCCCUACCAGAACCGGACGCCACCCAAGCGUAAGAAGCCGCGAACCUCCUUUUCCCGGGUGCAGAUCUGUGAGCUAGAAAAGCGCUUCCACCGCCAAAAGUACCUGGCCUCGGCCGAGAGGGCGGCGCUCGCCAAGUCCCUCAAAAUGACAGACGCGCAGGUCAAGACCUGGUUCCAAAACCGGAGGACCAAGUGGCGGCGGCAGACGGCGGAGGAGCGGGAGGCGGAGCGGCAGCAGGCGAGCCGGCUCAUGCUGCAGCUGCAACACGACGCCUUCCAGAAGAGCCUUAACGACUCCAUCCAGCCCGACCCGCUCUGUCUGCACAACUCGUCGCUUUUUGCUCUGCAGAAUCUGCAGCCCUGGGAGGAGGAUAGCUCCAAGGUCCCCGCCGUCACCUCGCUGGUGUGA
This is a messenger RNA of Jaculus jaculus (lesser Egyptian jerboa), 876 nucleotides long. RefSeq names its product T cell leukemia homeobox 3 (gene Tlx3). The transcript has 3 exons. Gene Ontology annotation, molecular function: DNA-binding transcription factor activity, RNA polymerase II-specific; RNA polymerase II cis-regulatory region sequence-specific DNA binding. Gene Ontology annotation, biological process: regulation of transcription by RNA polymerase II; animal organ development. The coding region runs from base 1 to 876 and encodes 291 amino acids. Gene Ontology annotation, cellular component: nucleus. NCBI's taxonomy places the organism in Eukaryota, Metazoa, Chordata, Mammalia, Rodentia, Dipodidae. The record is from RefSeq and is a predicted model, not a curated record.